AGUUCCGAAGUAGUGGCAAUAUUGGGACAUAAUGACUUCAUUUAGGAAAAAUACAUGAGGUGAUGAAUGUGCCUCAUUUAUUUGGCAACGUGUACUGGUUUAUUAUCCUUUAUUACAUUCAAAUAAGAGAAUAAUUUAAGAAAAGUUAUAAAGUAAACAUGAGGUCAGAAGAGCCAGUCCCGUUACAUGAAGAAUUUAUCUAUUGUUGUGGAGCUGCUACCCAUGUUUUAAAGUGUGGGCCCUGGAGAGACCUCUCAAAAGAUGAAAAUAAAAAUCUACCCAGGCUCUUAUUCAUGAUUAUUCCUGGUAACCCUGGACUGGCAGGUUAUUACAGGACCUUUAUACAGGCCUUAUAUUGUGGGCUAAAUCAGCAAUAUCCUGUUUGGGUUGUGAGCCAUGCCGGACAUUGUAAGCCUCCUAGUGGAAUGGAAAUGAUAGAAGACACAGAUAUUAAGGAGCUAGAGGAUGUUUUUGGACUUAAUGGACAAGUAGAGCAUAAGCUGAACUUCCUCAAAAACAAUGUAUCAAAAGAUAUAAAGCUGGUACUGAUUGCUCAUUCUAUUGGUUGCUACAUCACACUGGAGAUGAUGAAACGAGCAUCAGAACUUCAGGUUCUUCGCUCUGUGCUGCUGUUUCCAACCAUAGAACGGAUGGCUCAGUCCCCUCAAGGGAAGCUGAUGACUCCUUUGCUGUGCAAACUUCGUUACAUCCUGUACAUGCCUGUCUACCUGCUGUCCUUCCUACCAGAGGGAGUCAAAGCCUCCCUGGUGCGCUUCGCUCUGCGAGGGAUGAAGACCUGUGAUGAAUCUUCCAUAACAACCUCCAUCAACCUCUUCAGUGUGGACUGCAUUGCCAACAUCUUGUACAUGGCAAGCCAAGAAAUGAUUAAGGUUGUGGAGAGAGACAGUACAACCAUAAAGCAAAAUUUAAAGAAGCUGAUUUUUUACUAUGGCACUGGAGACAGCUGGUGUCCUCAGCACUACUACGAUGAGAUCAAGAUGGAUUUUCCAGAGGGGGACAUCCGGCUCUGUGAGAAGGGGCUUCGCCACGCCUUCGUGCUGGAUGCCAGCAAGGAGAUGGCUGCCAUGAUCACAGACUGGUUACAGGAUGAUUUGACCAAAUUAUAAACACAGGUUCAGUGAUUAAGAAGAAAAAAAUGUCAUUACUUUGUGAACACGUAAAUUUUUUUUUUAUUUUUUUGUUGUUGUUGUUACAGAGUCUGCCUUAUUUUUUUCUUCUGUUUAAUAUAGAUUAUGGUUUGUUUUCUAUUGAGAUGUUUUAGAGAAUGUUGAAGAGAGACUGGCUGGUCCAAAGUAUAGUUUUAUUGAUAUGGUGGUGGUGGACCUUCAUCCUCUGCCUUCAGGACUCUGCAGGACUUGGCAAAGGGUGGAAUAGUUAUUGUCUGGUCGCAGUCUAGACAACACUGACAUUAGAUUCACUGGCCACAAGUGUAAAUGAGUUAGUGCCACCUCACUUACCUGCUGGAGAAUGGCCAGGGGUGGGUUUGGGGCAGUCCAGCUGGUUUGCUUUAGAGAGAAAUACCAGGCUUCUCCAUUAGAAUAAAAAUCCCAUUGUGGAUGGAUCCUGGCAAUGGAUCCUGGUGUGCUGUGAAGACCUGGCCUUCUACACGUCUCAUCCAUCCAUGUAACCCUGAGGAAUGACAACAUGAACAGCCCAAGGCCCCAGGACAACCCUAACGUUGUCUUCUGCAGGUAAGAUAGGGUUGGUGGUCGAUCAGAGGUCAGGCUGAGUUCAGGAGGAGUACAGGGGAGGUGUGUAGAUGAGAUGUGCAGUUUCUCCCAAGAUUCAGAAGGGGGUGAGGGCACUGCCAGGACUCCACAGGAUGUUAGAAAGCCCAUAAGGCAACUGUGGCUGCUCAGCAAGGGAAUCCUUAUGGAGCUCUUGUCUGGCACAAGGCCAAGUGUUUCAUUUUUUGAUUGACUGUAGAGAAGGGAAAGGUCAAAAGUGCCAGUAUUAAAAGGUGAAAAUGGAUCACAGAAUCCAUGUGUAAAUAGUUAGAGGUGGGCUAGCUCUCCUCAUGAAGUCCACAAGAACAGUGCUUGCCGAGCAACUUUAAAGAAUUAAACCAGUUCUGGUGCAUGCCUGAGUUGUAGUUCUUUUCCUCUGAGGACUGAAGGACGGGAUUUUCUGCCAAGCCACAAAGUCCACCAUGAGCAAAUGGCUGUUGCUCUGCCAUGGUUGCACCCAUGAAUGGCACCACAUGUUGAGAACCGUUGCUGAGAAAUGCACUGCUCCUCAGGUUUGUUCAUCCCUCUCCCUUUCAGACAGCAGAAGAGCUGGAAUCAAACAUCCCACCAGUUGUGAUAACAGAAGGAGUUACAGACAAUAGCUAGAAAUGAAAAUAAUGCAAGGGGAACAGAGCCAAGUGUAAUCAGGAAAAGCUUUCUAGCCAUGAACCUGUGAAAUAGUCUCCCUGUGGAGUUCAUAGAGACAUUUAUAAAUAAACAAAACACUACAGAAUAUAGCCAGGGGAGGUCCUGCCCUUGCAAACAGAUUCAUUUAGCUGAUGCCUUUGGUAUCUAACUUACAUGAUUUAUUGACAGUUUCAAUGUAGUCCUAGGAACACUCACUGUGGUACAGAAAAAGUGAUUCAUUCCUUACUUGUCUUACACAAUUACACACACACCUUCCACUUCUCUCCAAAUCCUCCUUGAACCUUUCACUAAGAUUUAGAGCAAUUUGUAAUAGAAUUCAGUUUCUGGGUAUUUUUGGACUAGUUUUCAAACCUGCAGAUGGAGAGUGGAUUUAAGUGACCUUCUUCGCAUCAGAACCUGGUUUAGCUUUUGAGACCAGCCAGUGGAUUUUCAGGUGACACUGCCACGUCCUGCAACAGAGGCUGGUGCUUGAGGCAGGAACGUUGAGACCACAGUUGCAGCAGCACGAGGGGGGAGCCAGAUGCAUGCAAAGUGAAGGGUCUGUGCCCAUGCAACUGAUUCUGUUUGUUGGAGAGUCGUGGGACUUUCCUUCUUUCUACGUGAUCAAAACAAUUAUUGUGCUCACUCUGGAAGCCCACAGCUGUGUGUGUCUGUGUGGUUUUUAACACCCCCAGACGUUGGGAUGCAUCCCUGUUGGGUGGCCUUGUGGCAGAUGUGAAGUGCAUCUGUUGGCCUAGGUGCUCCCUGAGGUAGUGAGGGGCUGUGUGUUCACAUAUGUGGACAUAUAUAUACAUAUAUAUAUAUAUGUACACACACACUUAUCUAUACACACAUAUGCAUGUAUGUAUGUUGGCAACAAAAAAUACAGUUCACUUGGUUGUUUUGAUUUACACAUUGAUCUGGUUGAACAAAAUACUGUUUCUUCAAAGUAUAUGGGAUCAGGUAAUUGAGCAAGGACACAGUUUGUAAAAGUUCAGCUGUCGCAGUGGAUCUCCUGAGGACAGGAAAAAUCUUGCAUUAACCAAAGAUGACAAGCAACUAUUAAAGCCUGGAAACUGAAGCACCUGUGAGAAGCAGUUGUUUACAGUGCAUUAUUCGUAUACUUUGUAUGAGGAAUUAAUUUAGCAAUACUUGUACUUGACUUGUGUAUGCCUUUUAUACAGAUGUUAACCCGUUAUAAUAAAUCCUACUGGCUGCAUUAAGACCUAAGCUGAGAUUAGAGCUGGUCAGUGAUGACCAGAUCUACUGCAGGAGAAUGCCUUACGAUUUUCUUAAAUGAAUUUUCUCUAAGGCUAUCAAAACCAUCCUGAUUCAAGUGCUCCCAUCCUCCUAGAAGCUGUUACCGUAAGGCUAAGGUCUGAAAAUCAGCUCCUCUCAUCAUUGCAAAAGAGCACGGGGCGAGUUUCCAAAGCUGUAUUUCCUAAGAGGAGCAGAUCUUCACACAGUGAGCAUCCAGCUCCUCUGAAGCCCGUGGUGUUCACCACGACCCCAAGCAAAGAGUGUCAGAAGUGUUUAUGGUCCAAAUGUGCCAAGUUACCAUGAAAACACAGUGUGGUCUUGCCUGUUUUCGACUGUUUUAGAAUUCUUGUGAAACCUGUGGCAAAAGGAUUGCCUGUAUGCAGCAGCACCUAACCUCUGUCCUUCACAUUGUGCUUAGUUCUCACCAGGCAAGUAACCCUGCUAGCUUCAAUGACUUUGACUCAUGUUCAAGUGCUUUGCUAGAUUGAUACCUUUUAUGAAAAAGUACACAGCUCUGAUAACAAAAAUAAAGACAUUUAUGGUAAAAUGUAA
Apus apus (common swift) is the source of this 4187-nucleotide messenger RNA. It is a transcript of the gene LDAH, whose product is annotated as lipid droplet associated hydrolase. NCBI's taxonomy places the organism in Eukaryota, Metazoa, Chordata, Aves, Apodiformes, Apodidae. Gene Ontology annotation, molecular function: lipase activity. The record is from RefSeq and is a predicted model, not a curated record. The transcript is spliced from 7 exons. Gene Ontology annotation, biological process: lipid storage. Bases 159 to 1127 code for a protein of 322 amino acids. Gene Ontology annotation, cellular component: lipid droplet.